Molecule: messenger RNA, 4725 nt
Organism: Danaus plexippus (monarch butterfly)
Lineage: Eukaryota; Metazoa; Arthropoda; Insecta; Lepidoptera; Nymphalidae
Product: integrin alpha-PS3-like
Exons: 31
Coding region: 180-4316 (1378 amino acids)
Biological process (GO): integrin-mediated signaling pathway; cell-matrix adhesion; cell-cell adhesion
Cellular component (GO): external side of plasma membrane; integrin complex
Molecular function (GO): integrin binding
Source: RefSeq, a predicted model, not a curated record
AUGACAAUAACAUAGGGUAAACAUCUUUACAAUGUUUAUAUUAUUGUCGUUCGUUAUUAUGAUAUACUUUAAAAUGUUAUUAUGCGAGUGUGGUGAGAUUUAUGAAGUAAAAAAUAAAAUUACAUUAAAACCAGACGAUGACUCGAAAUAUUUUGGCUACACAGUAGUUAUGGAUUCAAAUGUGUAUAUUAAUUGUGGGGGCGCCCAAAGCACGAAGCAAGCUGGCCAGAAUGAUGGCCACAGGACAGAUUUACAAUUGCAAAAUACUUGGUUUUGAUGUUCACAACGUAACAUGUUACCCUCUCGGAAGUAAUGGCACAGCUCAAGACGCUAUAUUCGGACGGUUCGCGGGUUAUUCUGAUUUCUUCAGGGAUGAUAUGUGGUUCGGAGCUGUAAUCGCUUUGGUUCCCAACGGAAAGUUAUUGAUUUGCUCACCGAGAUGGACAAAUCCUUACAAGGAUACACAUUUACUCGCGAACGGUGCUUGUUACAUCCAGGCCCAAAGGAGAGCCUUAAGUCUCCUUCCACUAAAAGACAUGACCCGACAAGCGUUUAUGACACAGGGUUUAAGGAAGGAAUACGGGGAAUACGGCACCCAUCUCAAUUUUUAUGCCUACGGUCAAGCAGGCUUCUCAGCAAAAGUGACAGAAAACAAUAGCGUUAUAAUCGGAGCGCCAGGCCUCUUGCAAUGGACCGGUGGAAUCGUGGAAUACAAAUAUUACCCAGAUCCAAGAAGCGUCCUUUUUGGUUUGCAACCUAUUACGAAUCCAUAUUACACUCCAGAUUUAGGACCAGAUGAUUACUUAGGAUACAGUGUCGAGUCUGGCAUAUUUGAAAAAAACGGAAGGACAUUGUACGUAGCUGGAGCUCCGAGAUCCAAAGCUGGUUAUGGCCAAGUGUUAAUAAUUGAGCCAUCGUUUAGAGAAAACGGACCUCUGAACAUUAAAGCCAAGUUGAUAGGUCAUCAGCUGGGAUCCUACUUCGGAGCCAGUAUGUCAUGCACUGAUAUCAAUGGUGAUGGUAUAUCGGAUUUGAUGGUGGGAGCACCAAAUUUCGUCAUUCACGAUGGCAGUCUUCAUUACGACCAAGGAGCGGUGUUUGUCUAUUUGACAGAAAGUCAGGAAUCAAAUUUCACUCUGAUUGAACAUGCUUAUGUAUUUGGAUCAGCACGGAGUGGAUCGCGGUUUGGAAGUUCGAUCGCUAGUUUAGGAGAUAUAGACGGGGAUGGUUACAAUGACAUAGCUAUUGGUGCUCCCUGGGAGAAUGACGGUAUCGGAGCUGUAUACAUUUAUCGAGGGGGCGCUGAUGGGUUACUCCAGCCAUUUGUACAAAAAAUUUUUGUUGAAGAAGCGAGAAGUUUUGGUGUUUCGAUUUCCAAGGGCGUAGAUUUAACUAACGAUAAUUGUAAUGAGCUAGCUGUAGGCGCUCUCAAUUCCCGCACAGCAUAUAUUUUCAAAUGCAUACCAACAAUGCAUGUGGACGUUUCUAUUAAAGUCCCGGAUGCAAUGAACUUGCAACAAAACGCUACCAACUUCACUGCUUUGUUCUGUGUUAAUGCGCGCUCCAGUAAAUUGUGGCCUCAUGUGAAAAUAGACUUUAUAGGCAGAAUAGUUAUUGAUCCCGAGGAAAACAGGGCAAAGCUAAAAGAUGACACUGAAUAUGACAUCACAAUUGCACCAGGAGAUGAGAAUUGUGAUGAACAAAUUGUAGAAGUAAUGACAACAGCAGACUUGUCUAAACCGAUUUCGAUGAAAUUCAAUUUGGAGGUCAAUGAAUAUCCGAUAGAAAUCUCGGAUUUGCAGCACGCCGCUAGACUUGAGGAAAACUCUAUUUUAGAAACUACAUUAGAUAUCCAACUGACGAGAGACUGUGGAGAAGAUCUUAUCUGUAAGCCCUUGCUAGAAAUGACAUUGGAACCUUUAAAUAGUCCAUACGUUCCAGGUUCAGAACACAGGCUUGGACUAAAAGUGACAGUUUUGAAUAAAGAGGAGCCAUCGUAUGGGGCCAAAGUUCAUCUCAUUGUUCCUUCUUCACCGAAGCGUCUCCCAACUGAAUGCUCUUUACAAAACUUAAAUGUAACUUGUAGUCUUCCGGCUCCAUUGAUGAGAAUGAAUUCAGUUGUAUUUGAAAUAGAAUUGGAAUAUAUACCUAUAGACAGAGCUGAAGAUCUACUAAUAAUAAAGGCUAGACUACAAGAUCCGCUAUAUGAAGAUUCUGAUAUAGAAAGGGCAUUCCAGGAGUUAGACAUUGUUAUUACACCUAAAGCAAACUUUGCUAUUAGCGGAAAAUCGUUACCCAACGCGACUAUACUAGUGACAAGAGACAAACUUCAUGGGGACGAAAAUAUAACAUUUGUUCAUCAGUAUGAGAUCAUGAAUUGGGGACCAUCUGACUGGUAUCGUUUGAGAGUACAAAUAAUUUUAUCCGAAAAGGUCAACAUGUCGACUCGACUUAAAGAAUGUUGGGAACUAGACCGAGUAACUCAUUGCGAAUGGAAGCUUCCAGCAAAAGUUUCUUUGCCAGUGGUUCUACCUCUGCGCUUUGAUUUACAUGACCACGGUGAAUUCUUAGAAAAAAAAGUUGUGUACAAUAUCACCUCUACAAUGACCAUUCUAUUGGAAGCUCAGAACAAAUCUGUUUCGACGAUCACAACUUUGAUUUUGGAGCCUGAGCAACCCUAUUGGCCAGUUAUUGUUGGUUGCAUAGCAGGCCUCCUUUUGCUAUCCGCUAUCAUUACAGGAUUUUAUAAAUGUGGAUUCUUCUCGAGAAAAAGAAUUGAAGAUUUCCAAAGACUUCAGGAACACCAGGCGGAUGGAGCUUCUGCUUCAGAUGCGAAUAUUUCAGUUGGCUCACUUGCCAUGCAGUUAAUGGUUAAAUGUAAUAGGCGACUUUUGUUUAAUAGAAACAAAAGUUUUUAUAAUGCAUAUUCAAACAUGAGAUCACCAUCACACUGUGUUACGGAGGACGAUCUGAAUAAGAAAACAUCUUCAAUUGUAGAUUUUUACAAUGGAAAAUCUAUUUUUAUCACUGGAGGGACCGGCUUUCUCGGAAAGAUGUACAUUCGAAAUAUAUUACACCGUUGUCCUGGAAUUUGCAAAAUAUAUAUGCUGAUUCGACCAACUUCAAAAAAUUCAGUAGAGAGUCGCCUUGAAGAUAUGAUUAAAAACUCAAUGAACCUGUUUGAAGGACUGAACGAAAAUCAUUUUAUGAAAUUAGUUCCUAUUGAAGGUGAUGUUACUGCGCCAAAUUUAGGCAUUCAUCCAGACAAAAAAAGAUUGCUACAAGAACAGGUAUCCAUCAUUGUACAUUCAGCUGCUACAUUAGAUAUAAAUGCAACGUUACGAGAAGCAUAUCACGUAAAUGUAAUCGGUACAGAAAACCUUCUGGCGGUCGCCAAAGACAUGAAGAAAUUACACGCUUUUUUACACCUAUCAACUUUUUAUUGCUGUAUGACAAAUGAAAAAAACGCUAUAGAAGAAAAGGUGUACUCUCCGCCAUUAUACGUAAAAGAUGUUCCAAAAACACUGGAGAAAUAUGGUCAUAUGCGAUUUCCUCCCCAAAGCCUUCUGGGAAAUAAACAAAAUACGUACAUAUUCACAAAGGCAAUUUCGGAAUACUUAGUAAGCUCAACUCAUGGUGACAUACCUACUGCAAUUAUAAGGCCUUCUUUGAUUGGGUGUAGUAAUAAAGAUCCCUACAAAGGAUGGAUAGAUGUUUUUAAUAUACACUCAUUUAUUUUGACCGCAAUAUCAAACGGUUUUCUUCGAAUAUUAAAUAUUAACAAAAACACUGUUUGGGAUUUUAUCCCGGUUGAUUAUGUUGCGAAUCUUAUGAUUUUAGCAGCCACCAAAUGUAAAAAAUCAACUCAAGUAGAUAUUUACAACUGUGCUUCUAGCGGUAUUAACCCAGUGACGAUUUUAUCAGCUUCUUCUAUAUUUAUAUCAGAUUUCGUAACUAACAAAAAGAAUGAAUUUCCUCUUCCAUUAGUAUUAUAUUUGGAAAGUAAAUUACUCGGACGAUUGUUAAAUCCCUUUGUGCAUUUAAUACCGGCCGCUAUUAAUGAUGUAAGAUAUAUACUGACUGGAAGAAAGGCAAAUUCCGUAAAAAGUAUAAAAAAAUUGUUAAAAAUUAAAGACCAAAUUAAAUUUUUUGGUGGUCAUUCUUGGAAAGCUAAGUCGGAUCACGUCACUUCACUCAUUAAUUCAUUGAGCGAUGAAGAUAGAAAAAAGUUUCCCUGUGAUCCAUCGGACAUAGACUGGGUUGAAUAUUUCAGGGAAUACAGCAAAGGCACCAGGAAUUAUUUAUCCAAGAAUUAAAAUCAAAAAUUGUGAUUCUAUUGAUUUAUUUAAGUGAUUGAACUAAAAAUAUAACUAUGAAAUGUUGUUAUAAAUUAAUAAAGCAAUUUGUAUUAUAAAUGAUUGAUUACCAAAUAUAUAUAUUAAUAGAAUAUGAAGCAAAGGACGAUGUGUGUUGGUCCUUACAAGAAUUCUUAAACGUCAAUAGUUGUUAAUUAUUUGUAGAUAUCAGAAAUAUAUAGUGUUGGCAUUUUUUUAUACUAUGUAAUUAAAGCUGCGAGUAAAUUUAAUUGUUUUAAAAUACACUGUAGUAGUUCUAAAUUGUACAUUGUAAAUAUUUAAGUUUGGAUGUAGGUAUGCAACAGUUGUUCAGUUUUACAUAUAUGAUAUAAUUAUUUUAAACACAUGUAAGUAUUUAUUAUACAAUAUA